AUGGCCCUUGCCUCCAAGUUCAUCCUUGCUGUGACGGUCUUGGGCAGCGUUCUGUUGGGUGGCGCCGCUUCCCGUCAGUACAAGCCCACAAAGACGUUCACCGAACAGGAGCUGGUCCCACGAAAGGCUGGUGGUCCGCCGAACUGCUUUCCCGCCAUCGGGUUCAAGAUGCCCCUCCACAUCCCCCACUCAGUGGCCAACUGGUGGUGCGACUAUGACACCGAAUACGCGUUUAUGGGCUUCAGCUACGAGGUCACUGCAUGCCAGAGCUUGGAACAAUUGCGACAAGAGUUUCUCGAUAUCAGAUAUACCUUCAAAGGCCGAUAUGUCCGGCUGUAUGGGGCUUGUGACCGUAGUGGUUUCUACGACGACAUUGUGGGCGCAGCCUGGCGUGCCAACCUUGGUGUUCAUGCUCUGAUUUGGUUCGGAUGGGACGACCCUGAUAUUUGGAAGACGCGCCGAGAUGUACUCCUCGCUGCGCUGCACGCCAAUCCCAAAGCCAAAUUCGUCACUCGCGUGCUUCAAUUCGGAUCUGAGCCCCUCUUCGACUGGGCGCUUCCCCCCUUGGACCUUGCAGAGCAAGUAAAGCUAGCACAGGGGAACUUGACAAGCCUCCAUAUUCCUGUCACGAUUAGCGAAAUGGCAUGGGGUUACCAAUUCAUCAGGUCUAUGAAGAUCAUGGACCAGAUCGAUUUUAUCGACGCACAUAUGUUGCCAUUCUUCUCGACUGAGGCGUCUACAGCGGACAAAUCUUGGCCUAUUGUGGAGAACGACAUCAAUUGGUUCGUGAAUAACAGACGAGGAAAGAAGAUAUACCUGAGUCAGAAUGGUUGGCCAUCCACAACAUAUCCCGGCGUUGAGCCAAACGGCCCUUCGGCCGUCGCUGACGUUCCAAACUAA
Molecule: messenger RNA, 900 nt
Organism: Cyclocybe aegerita
Lineage: Eukaryota; Fungi; Basidiomycota; Agaricomycetes; Agaricales; Hemipholiotaceae
Source: the annotation of a GenBank genome assembly